GAGAGAGUCAGGAACAAAGACGGGAGGAGGGAGACAGAGAGACACUGGGGAGAGCAGGCCAGAGCACAGCCGAGUGGGAGAACAGAGAAAGAGUGAAAGUGUGGGAUAUCCUGAAUGACAAACAGUGGUGACAACAGUGGGGAGUGUGGGAGACGAGACACAGGAUAGGGAGACCCACCCAGAGAAUCGAGAGCUGGGAUAGGGGCAAGACAGUGGCAGGAAGGCUGGUGGAGAGAGACUGGGAGAUAGACAGUCCCACAGAAGCAAAGAUACCGCGAGGUUGGAGAGGGGAAGGAGGUGUGAGACAGAGCAGAGAGAUCAGCAGGAUAGUGCAGACGGACAGACAGAGACCAGGCUGUCUGGAGGCAGGAGUCCGGCAGAGGACGGUGAAGAAAUCCUCUGACUCAGACAGGCAGAGAGAGACUGAGGCCGACCCUUUCCGACGGGCUCUAGACCUCAGCUCUGUGGGGCACAGUGGGACGCAGGCGACCCAGACAAGGGGUGCUGGCUCGUGCAAGGUCCAGCGGACGCCAGGGGUCUCUGAAAUGGAGCUCAGGGAGCCCGAGAACCAUGAGGAUGGGGACCCAGAGGAGGACACAGCUACAGCCCUCCAGCGGCUCGUGGAGCUGACAGCCACCAGGGUGACCCCAGUGAGGAAUCUACGUGUCCCGUACCGCCUCAUCCGAGAGCUCGGCUCUGGCUCCUAUGGCCGUGUACUCCUUGCCCGGCCUCGCCAAGGAGGACCUGCUGUGGCCCUGAAGGUACUUCGUCGGGAUUCGGUCCUGAGGACCACCUUCCUGAGAGAGUUCUGUGUGGGCCGCUGUGUCUCUUCACACCCAGGCUUACUGCAGACUCUGGCAGGACCCCUGCAAAGCCCCCGACACUUCGCCUUCGCCCAGGAGUACGCGCCAUAUGGGGACCUCAGCGGGAUGCUGAAGGAACGGGGCCUCCCAGAGCUGUUGGUGAAGCGGGUGAUGGCCCAGCUGGCUGGAGCCCUGGACUUCCUCCAUGGCCGGGGGCUCGUCCAUGCGGAUGUCAAACCAGACAACGUGCUGGUCUUUGAUCCUGUCUGCAGCCGUGUGGCCCUAGGUGACUUGGGUCUGACCCGGCCCGAGGGCAGUCCAACCCCUGCCCCACCAGGGCCACUACCCUCUGCCCCACCCGAGCUCUGCCUCCUGCUGCCACCUGAGACCCUGCCCCUGCGACCAGCUUUGGAUUCCUGGGGCCUGGGGGUGCUUCUCUUCUGCACUGCCACCGCCUGCUUCCCUUGGGACGUGGCACUGGCCCCGGACCCUGAGUUUGAGACCUUUGCUGGUUGGAUGACCACCAGGCCCCAACCCCCUCGGCCACCCCCCCCUUGGGACCAGUUUGCUCCCCCAGCUCUGGCAUUGCUCCAGGGGCUCCUAGACCUGGAUCCUGAUACUAGGAGCCCCCCACUGGUUGUCCUGGACUUCUUGGGGGACGAAUGGGGGCUAGAGAGGAACAGAGAGGGACCUGGGGGCUUGGGGGGCAUGUCUAGUGAAGAUGGGGAGGAGGAGGAAGAGCGGGGAGCAAGCCUGGAGGAGUGGACAGAUGAGGAGGAGGAAGAGGACAAAGAUGGCAGGAGGAUGGGGACAGAUGGGGGAGCUCCCUGACCAGGUGACUGAGACAGGUGGUCAGAGCCUGGGCCAAUGGCCCCUCCCCCAGCACCCCCCUGCCCGGCCACCUGGAUGACAGCUGCUCCCCGGAGGACGGAGAUGGAACACAGUGCAUCUCUCCCUGCUGAGGGCUGGACUGGGAAGCACAAUUCCCCUCUCAGCUGAGGACCUAGGAGUCCAAGAGUCAGCCCCUCCUCCCUCAGACUGGAGUCCAGGCCCCCAGCCCCCUCCUCUCUCAAGGACCCUUCCUCUUCCUUCUGUCCUGACUGUGCUUUCUUGAAGGAAGGCUCUGCUCCCCAUAGACACGUUUCCGCAUUGCGGGGACCUGCCGAGUGUCUCUCACGGAGCUCUGACCGGGCCACUCGUCCCCACUGCCACCUGGUUGACUCUCGCCGUCCAUGGCACUAUGAGUUCUCAAGAUCCAGCACCAUGGAAACCUCACCCUCCACCUCUUCCAUUUCCUUGGACUCCGGGUGACACUGGGGCGGUCACUCAUCCUGUCUGGACCUAAAUCCUUGCACGCACACAUGCACUGUCCUGCCACUGGCCCUCUGCGCAUAGUGCAUCCUCCCCCGAGAACUUUACUCACAGCUCAGUGCCUCCAAGCCCUCUCCAGCCUCGUUGGAACCUAUACCUAGGCGACCUCUGUCUCCCAUGGUUUUCCGCCUCACCUGUUGGGCUGUCCGUGGUGGACUUGGCUUUCCUCCUUUCGACAUCUUUUCAGUUCUGCUCCCGCUGGACGAGGGAUUCUGCUCCCCAUUGUGCCAGCUCCCUACCAGCACGGAGCAGCGAGGUGUGGGGCUGUCCCAGCUUCGUGGGCCUCGGAGUCUGCACUGAGAGCCCCGGGCCCAGCUGGGACGUUCGCCCUCCCGCCUGCAGCACGAGCCUGAUGGCUGGGGCUUCCCACCUGCGGGGCAUCCCAGGCCCUUCCCAGGGCCCAGCUCAGGCUCCCCAUCCCAGGGAAUCUGCCCUGUGUGCUUUCUACACUCAAAAGAGGGGUUCACCAAGUGCCGUGUGGUGUCCUGGAUCGGACCCGGGACAGAAGGCGGUUGGCGGAAGCACUGCUAAGACCUGAUCGAGUCUACGCAGGGUCUAGCCUGACUGAUGACUCCUUUGUUUGGACAAAUGUACCCUUGCCUGCGUGAGAUACCAGCCUGGCGGGGAGCUGGGGACGGCCUGGCGGUUCUCUGCACCAUCCUUCCAGCUGUUCUGGAAAUUGAAAACUAUUCUGAAAUAAAAGGAAUUUGUUUAAAAAAA
Lutra lutra (Eurasian river otter) is the source of this 2894-nucleotide messenger RNA. It is a transcript of the gene SBK3, whose product is annotated as SH3 domain binding kinase family member 3. Gene Ontology annotation, molecular function: ATP binding; protein serine/threonine kinase activity. Lineage: Eukaryota; Metazoa; Chordata; Mammalia; Carnivora; Mustelidae. Bases 546 to 1634 code for a protein of 362 amino acids. Gene Ontology annotation, biological process: protein phosphorylation. The record is from RefSeq and is a predicted model, not a curated record. The transcript is spliced from 4 exons.